UCUAUCAAAUCCCCGAUUCCCGACUUUGAUUCGGCAUUUUAUUUUUAGGGAGAAGAAGAAGCGAAGAAGAUGAGUUACGAGAAGGUCCCGCCGGAAUCCUAUCCUCCUCCAGGAUACGCGCCUCCGUAUCCGCCGCUGGGAUAUCAGUCGGCGACGCCUCCGGGAUAUCCGUCUGCGCCACCGCCACCGCACCACGAGGCGUAUCCUCCGCCGCAUCCGCACGGAUAUCCGGCGUAUCCACCACCGCCGUCUCGUCCUCCUUACGAAGGUUACCAAGGAUACUUCGCCGGAGGGUAUCCUCCCCCGCCGGGACCGCCUCCUCAGUACCACACUCACCACGAUCACCACUAUUACCAGGAUUCGGAAGCUGGUUGCACAUCUUUCCUUCGUGGCUGUCUGGCCGCCCUUUGCUGCUGCUGUGUGUUGGAGGAGUGCUGCUUCUGAGAGAGCCGAAGUGACCAUUUACAACCACAUUCCGUGUUGUUGAAUAUGUAUUUAAUGCUGUGACCGUUUAUUGAGAAGCAUAUGCUACUCAACACAUCCAAGAUCAAGAUUCUCCUUCGUGGGUUUUGCGUGUAUCAUAUAAUGUUUAUGUGUGAGAGA
Molecule: messenger RNA, 603 nt
Organism: Tarenaya hassleriana
Lineage: Eukaryota; Viridiplantae; Streptophyta; Magnoliopsida; Brassicales; Cleomaceae
Product: cysteine-rich and transmembrane domain-containing protein A
Exons: 3
Coding region: 70-444 (124 amino acids)
Source: RefSeq, a predicted model, not a curated record